This is a messenger RNA of Staurois parvus, 638 nucleotides long. The record is from the annotation of a GenBank genome assembly. NCBI's taxonomy places the organism in Eukaryota, Metazoa, Chordata, Amphibia, Anura, Ranidae.
AUGAUAUGGAGGGGAUUGGAACACCUGAGUCACAUGAUUCGGAGGGGAUUGGAACACCUGAAUCACAUGAUAUGGGGGGAUUGGAACACCUGAAUCACAUGAUAUGGGGGGGAUUGGAACACCUGAAUCACAUGAUUGGGAGGGGAUUGGAACACCUGAGUCACAUGAUUCGGAGGGGAUUGGAACACCUGAAUCACAUGAUAUGGAGGGGAUUGGAACACCCGAAUCACAUGAUAUGGAGGGGAUUGGAACACCCGAAUCACAUGAUAUGGAGGGGAUUGGAACACCUGAAUCACAUGAUAUGGAGGGGAUUGGAACACCUGAAUUACAUGAUUGGGAGAGGAUUGGAACACCUGAAUCACAUGACAUGGAGGGGAUUGGAACACCUGAAUCACAUGACAUGGAGGGGAUUGGAACGCCUGAAUCACAUGACUGGGAGGGGAUUGGAACGCCUGAAUCACAUGAUUGGGAGGGGAUUGGAACGCCUGAAUCACAUGAUAGGGAGGGGAUUGGAACACCUGAAUCACAUGAUAUGGAGGGGAUUGGAACACCUGAAUCACAUGAUAUGGAGGGGAUUGGAACACCUGAAUCACAUGAUAUGGAGGGGAUUGGAACACCUGAAUCACAUGAUAUGGAGG